Molecule: messenger RNA, 2078 nt
Organism: Cotesia glomerata
Lineage: Eukaryota; Metazoa; Arthropoda; Insecta; Hymenoptera; Braconidae
Product: dentin sialophosphoprotein-like
Exons: 5
Coding region: 147-1493 (448 amino acids)
Cellular component (GO): nucleus
Source: RefSeq, a predicted model, not a curated record
CGGUUCACGAAGGUUAACAUGUAGCGUUCUCGUAUUUUGCCGCGUAAAUAUAUUUAGUAGUGAUUAAUGAUUAGUAACCAACAAAAAUACUGCGUAAACAGCGUAAACGGAAGAACAAAGCUGAGCUAUUGAAAUACUGCAAAAAAAUGGACAGUUCAACGGAACAUGAAAUAGAUAAUGAUACAACCAAGUUAAAAACUAACAAAAAACGAGUACAUGUGGAUAGUGACGAUAAUGACGAGAUAGUUACUAAAAAAUCCCGGACUGAAAAUGAUUCUUCAGAAAAAUAUGAUGAUAAGGAAUCCAUGAAAGACGAACUAACAGAUAAAAGUGGAACAAAUUUUGAUGAUCAAAAAAAUCCGAAAGAAAAUGAACAUACUUCUAAGAAAAAGGAUGUAGAUGAUAAAGUAGAUGAAAAUAACAAAAACUCGGAAGAUUCUGCUGAUAAUAAAAAAGCCUCAACAGAAUCAGAAGAAUCGGAUGAUAAUAAUGGUAAAAAAUCAAAUAGUAGCGAUGAUAGUACCAAAGUUAAAAAGACAAAGAAAGAUAGAAAAAAGGAACAAACAAAAAAUAAGAACGUCAAACGAGAUACGGAUUCAGAAGAUAGUUCGAGUGAGGAAGAUUGUACUAAAAUAAAAAAGAAAAUCCAAUCUCUUGGUCCCCUGUCAAAAAAUAUUGUUAAAUCUAAAGGAAAUAAAGAAGAAAGUGAUAAAAAUACGAGUGAUGAUGACGAUAAAAGUUUGUCUGAAGAUAAGAAAAAACUUGACUCCAGCAAAGAUGAUGCCUCUGAAGAAGAAAAAGAAAAUCAUAAUCGUUCAGAUACCAACGACAUCAGUAGUGAUUCAGAAUCAGAAAAUCGUAAACGAAUAAACAAAAAACAGAAUACUAAAUCAAAAUCUUCAAAAACUCCUAAAGUACCUAAAAGUUCUAAAAUUUCCGACAACGUUGAAAAUAAAAAAAACAAACAUAAGAAGAGUGACAAUAAAGACAAAAAAGUUAUGAAUAAGGAAUCUAAUGACUCAGAUAAUUCAAAAAAUUCAUCAGACAGUGAAGAGAAUUUCAGUGACGAUGAAGAUGAAGAAAAGGAUAAAAGCAAAGGAAAAAAGUCGCGAGGUUCCGUUAACUUUGAUAAAAAAGUGAAUUCCUUGAAAAAAUAUAUACGCUUGGCUGGUAUAAGGGUUCAAUGUUAUAAAAGAUUAUGGAAUGAUUGCAAGAGUAAUAAACAACGAAUCGAUAAGUUGAAGGAAUUAUUAGAAAAGAAUGGGGUUUCCGGAAGGCCAUCUAUAGAGAAGUGCAAGGCAGCAAAAAUUGAACGUGAACGUAUUCAAGAAAUUGCUUCUUUAGAUACUGCAAAUAUUAUUUCAGAAGGUCGUGUUAACCGAUCUCGACGAGCUCCUCUAAGAAAACAGAAAUCUCCUACUCCCCCACCAGUUUCUACAACCGAACAUGAAAAAAUACGUAAGAGAAUUAAAUUAAUAGUCGAUAGUGACUAAGUACAAGUUCAUUGAAAUGUUAAAUUUAACUAAGUUAAAGUUAACCAGUUUUAAUAAAUAAGUGAUUUCUCUUAUUAAUCUCUAAUAAUCAGAAAUUACAGUAUUUAUGUAUUAACCCUUCAGUACCCUCGCUAUGAGAAUUUUUCUCACGCAACAACAUUCAACUUAUAGGAUGUCGCUGCAGUGCAAGUGAGACACUAAAAAGAACGUGGGUACUGAAGGGUUAAUAAGCAAAAAUUCACCCAGCAAAUCAAUAUAAUGUUUUCCUUAAUUCAAUGAUUGUAAACAAAAACUAGUUAACAUUCAAUGAAAUAUUAUAAUAUCUUGAUCUGAGUUAGACUCAUGAUACAUAAUUGUAUACAAAUUAAACAAUUGUAUUAUUCAAUGAGUUUUUGUCUUCCGAUGCUAUCAAAGAAUGUACUAUUUCUUUUUAUUAGACAAAAAAAUCUUUUUUGCUUGUCAUAAACAUGAAAUGUGUACUUGGUGUGAUACAACAGUGAUUUAUAUAUCAUAGAACUCUCAGUAAAAUUUGUAAGAAACUAAAUGUUGCAAAAAAAAAAAAAAUAAACAUAUAAUCAGAAUCUA